AUGUCUGCCCUGCUCAAAUUCGCCUCCAUCGGCUCCGCCUUCUCCCUCUUCGGCGCCAGUGCCUUGUACUCCAUGCGCAACUCUUCCUCCGACUUCUCGCGCAACGCCCUCGCGCUCGAACACACCGGCGAAGCGCAGACGCGUGGCAUUCCCAAGCCGAAAGUUCCCUCCAACUUCCUCGCCAUUUCCAUCGGCGGUUACGAAAUCAAGACCGCCGCAUAG
Messenger RNA from Neohortaea acidophila, 222 nucleotides. RefSeq lists its product as uncharacterized. The coding region runs from base 1 to 222 and encodes 73 amino acids. NCBI's taxonomy places the organism in Eukaryota, Fungi, Ascomycota, Dothideomycetes, Mycosphaerellales, Teratosphaeriaceae. The record is from RefSeq and is a predicted model, not a curated record. The transcript is spliced from 2 exons.